UCGGUCCAACCCUGGACCACCCACACGCACAUAGAAAACAUCGCAUGGUCUGACCAUGCGGAGAUCACGCUGAACCUACAAAUCCCACAACUGUCACGCCCGUGGCACUGGCGCCUCAACCCGUGGAUUCUACGGGACAAAGCAACAGUAUACACCAUAACCAAACAACUUAAAACCUACUUUGAAAUCAACGCCACAGAAGACAUGGACCCGACGACAGUGUGGGCAGCCCAGAAAGCGACAAUAUGA
Molecule: messenger RNA, 249 nt
Organism: Pelobates cultripes (western spadefoot toad)
Lineage: Eukaryota; Metazoa; Chordata; Amphibia; Anura; Pelobatidae
Source: the annotation of a GenBank genome assembly